Molecule: messenger RNA, 2052 nt
Organism: Cygnus olor (mute swan)
Lineage: Eukaryota; Metazoa; Chordata; Aves; Anseriformes; Anatidae
Gene: LHFPL6
Product: LHFPL tetraspan subfamily member 6
Exons: 4
Coding region: 447-1049 (200 amino acids)
Cellular component (GO): membrane
Source: RefSeq, a predicted model, not a curated record
CCGCCCGGGGAGGCGGCGGCGGGGGAAGUGGGAGGAGAGGCGGCGGAGCGCCUUGCCUCCCGAGGCAUCAGACGUGGGGAAAGGGAGGGGAGAGAGGCAGAGAAAGAGAGAAACGCGCCGAGGAAGGCAGGGAAGGACUGGGGAGGCCGGGCUGGGGAGGGUCCCGGUCCCUCCCGUGUCCGGAGGACCAAGGGAACAGUCGCUUGGGGCGGCCACCCCCGCGCCACCACCCCCGGCUGGGCGCCCAUGUGCUGCCGGCACCGGCCUGCGAGGACCUUUGUCUUCAUGAUGGGAGGAAACAUCCCCCUCGCUGUUAGGAUCCGGGCUUCUCCCAGCGCAAGGAUUUGUCAAGGCUGAGAGACUCUGGAUUAUCCCCCAACCUCCUCUAAAACACACAGGGGCUUUCCUGUCCCCCCAUCGUGAGGGGCCUCUGCGCGCACGCAAAGAUGGCCUCCAGCCUCACCUGCACCGGCGUGGUCUGGGCCUUCCUCUCCUUCCUUUGUGCUGCGGCCUCCUGCGUGGGCUUCUUCAUGCCCUACUGGCUCUUGGGGUCCCAGCUGGAGAAGUCUGUUUCCUUCGGCACUUUCCGGAGGUGUUCCUACCCCGUGCGGGACGAGAGCCGCCAGACGACCGUGAUGGUGGAGCAGUGCGGCCGCUACGCCUCCUUCCAGGCCAUCCCGAGUGCCGAGUGGAGGAUCUGCACGGUGGUGACGGGCCUGGGCUGCGGGCUGCUCCUCUUGGUGGCCCUGACGGCCCUCAUGGGCUGCUGCGUGUCCGAGCUCAUCUCCAGGACCGUGGGCAGGGUGGCAGGAGGCAUCCAGUUCCUGGGGGGUUUGUUGAUUGGCUCUGGUUGUGCUCUCUAUCCUCUUGGCUGGGACAGUGAAGAAGUCAAACAAACCUGUGGUAACCUUUCCAACCAGUUUGAAUUGGGGACCUGCGAAAUUGGCUGGGCCUACUACUGCACAGGCGGGGGCGCAGCCGCAGCCAUGCUGGUGUGCACCUGGCUGGCCUGCUUCUCGGGCAAGAAGCAGAAGCAGUACCCCUACUGAGCGGCCCAGGGCACGGGCCGCCGCCAGGAGCAUGAGGGGCUUGCAGGCGCCUUCUGGACGACAAUGACAACAAAAAGGAAAUUUUUAAGUGCUUUCACUCUGAAAUGGUGCAGGGAGGGAUGGUGGGUGGUGCUGGGAGCCCUGGGGAACGGGGUGGACUGUGGACCAAAGCCACCCCACCAGGCUGGAUGGGGAAGGGCUUCUUCACCAGAGCGCACCUGUGGUCUACUCCACAAAUACAUGACUGUGUAAGCAAGGAAAGCUCCAUUUUGGCAAAUUGUGACAUUCUGCGUGCAGCAAUUAAUUGAGGGAUUGGUGAGAAGAUGGUGCUGGAGGCCUGGGGUAGUACCUGGUGGUCCCUUCAGCAUGGUGUUCCUGAAAGCACACACACACACACAGAUGAUGACCAUGGCACAAAAUGAGUAGAGAGGAAACCUUUUUGGUGCGAUUCUUCUUUCUUUUCCUUUUAUUUUUUAUUUUUUAACUUCUUUUUGGUGGUUUAAAAUUCAGUGUUACAACACUUUUUAAUCUAUACAUUAAACUUAAUAAAAGGACCAAUAAGCCACUUUAUCAGUAUUUCAGUAUUUUGUAUAUUCUCUACACAUUUCUCUUCCCCAAACAUUUAGCCACUGCUUAUUCAGCCCUAUAGAUCUUUUAUUAAGCCUCUGCGUUUUCAGCAUUAUUACAAAAAAUGCAACAUAAUAACUUGGCAUAUGUAGCCUUUGCCUAUAGUACUUUUAUGAAGUGCAGUAAAUGGACGUUUUUCUGUCCAUUGAAAAUUCCACUUACAGUACUGUAGAACUCUGUUGGUUAUGUACGACUGACAGGAAACUUCUUCCAGACAUAGAUUUUUGUCGCUGUUAUGUUUAGCUCAUUGAUGUUGUAUUGUGCUGUACCAUGUUUAUUAUUUCAAUAUUCAUUUUUGUAAAAAAAUAUAUAUAUAAAUGUGCUAUUUUAUGUUUGUAUUUGAAAAAUCUCUGUAAAUAAAUUUUUCCUUGAUCAA